This is a messenger RNA of Ilyonectria robusta, 1978 nucleotides long. RefSeq lists its product as uncharacterized. Gene Ontology annotation, molecular function: DNA binding; zinc ion binding; DNA-binding transcription factor activity, RNA polymerase II-specific. The transcript has 4 exons. NCBI's taxonomy places the organism in Eukaryota, Fungi, Ascomycota, Sordariomycetes, Hypocreales, Nectriaceae. Gene Ontology annotation, cellular component: nucleus. The record is from RefSeq and is a predicted model, not a curated record. The coding region runs from base 48 to 1958 and encodes 636 amino acids. Gene Ontology annotation, biological process: DNA-templated transcription; regulation of DNA-templated transcription.
UCAUCGUGCCCUGCUGCUUUCUCGGAGCACGCAAAUGGGUUUGCGAGAUGCGGACGACAAUUGCUUGUCACAGGUGCCGAAAGGCCAAGGUCAAAUGCAAGCACACCGGGUUGUCUCCGUGCGAAGCUUGCCUCAGAGGCGGUACAGAAACAAGCUGCAUCUUGACGGGUCCACCCACCAAACGCCAAGUCACAUCCUCCCUUGCAGCUGCGAGGAGGAGACGACAACUAAGAUUAGCAAAUUCACCAGGGCCGGAUGCUGAUCGAGUAGAGCGGCCCUCUGAUGCUACUGGUGAUUUAUCAAUGUUUUUAGCUGCCAUCCCCAGGCAGACUCUCGCAAAAGCUCUGUCAAACUUUCGAACUCAGUUCCCUGAAUAUGGCUUCAUACAUCCGUCGGACUUGGAUAUCCGACAAGACCAACUGUCCGACGCUAAGGUAAUGAAGCUCAUGGCGAUUAUUGCCGUCUCACAUCGAUAUAGCGGAGACAGCGACUGUCUCGGAGCAGAGUGUGCAGCUAGGGUGAUGCACGGGAUCCAGUCGCGGCUUCAUAGUUCUCCCUGUCUUGACCUCAUCCAGACAGUCUUGAUCAUGGCUCUACACCAGUGGGGCGAAGGUGAAGGAUACAGUGCUUGGAUGAAUACUGGCAUUGCGGUUCGAAUGGCCCAAGUAUCCCUUGUUUCAAGCUUGUCAAUGCAACACCUAGGACAGGGGUCACAAAGGGAAACCAAGCCCGUAUUCGAGAAAGAGAUUCGAACAGUAUGGACAUGCUUUGUUAUUGAUAGACUACUAAGUUGCGGAAAACAACGCCCGGCAGUGCUGAUGCUCGACAAUAUGGACAUACCCCGUCCGUGCAAUGAUGAGGAAUUCGCAUUCGGUGCUUCCGAGACUCAAACACAACCCACAACUCCAAAGGAUCCGAGUCUUCCUUCGGGGCUUGGCAAUAACUUUCGAACCAUUGUUGACGGAAUGGAAAUCUGGUCGAGAAUCCACGGAUGGGUUGUUGAAGGCGGACGAAAGCAUCCAGGAAUGACUGAGCCGGAACAUUGUCCCUGGCAGCCAACGUCUCACUGGGCCUGCAUGAAGCGCGACCUUGAACGAUGGAGAAACAGCCAGCACAUCACUCUCAAGUACCCCGACACAAAGAUCACCACCCAAAUCCACCUUCGACGAGGCGAGGUUUUCGCAUACAUCAACCUUAUAUACUAUCUCAGUCUAGUCUUCCUCUGUCGCGAGUAUAUACCGUUUCUUCCACUAGGAGAGCUGGGCCCCCGUGGGCCGCUUGAUCUGCCGCUACUGAAGGACACCGCUCCCAGUGGGUUCUGGGAGAGCAACUCGGCCGAGUUAUUCACUGCCGCUGUACACAUGACGGAUAUCAUGCGCUCUCUUCGGGAUUCCGAUGCUUCAAUUUACACGCCUUUCACUGGUCUCUGUGCUUUUACAUCGGCUCUCAUGAACCUUUACGCCGCCGCUUUCCCAAGCAUGACUGGUGGAGUUGACACUUCAAUCACCACAUCACUUGCCAGCGAAAAUAUGAUUGAUCUCAAAAGAAUAUCUGCAUUAUGGAAAGUGGGAGAGGAGUGGUUGGACGUCGUCGAUACGGCACAAACUCUGUAUAGCCAGAUGUCCUCUAUGGAAGAACAACUCGACAUCAUGAGGUCUCGAGACGACUAUCUUGACCUGGAAAGCUCAAUCAACUUGGCAAAGCUGAAAGGGUUGCCUUCCAGAGUACUACACCCAUCGCCAACACAGGAUCCUCCGGAUCAUGAUGUAACGGGGGUUACAUCAACGCCAAACGUACAACACCCAACUCCACAACCUCCCGCUGACAUUGUUUCAAACUUUGGGGUGCCAGAGGCUAUUAAUGUGCCGCUGGGGUCGGACAUAACUGGUAUGAGCGAGGACAGUUGGCGCCUGUGGUCAUUUUGGGAUAACCCACAUUUACUCUCUAUUGAACAGUGAACGACAUGCAGUAUUUUAAU